UAUGGGGUUGUUUAUAUAGAUGUUAUGUUAGGACGGAGGCGGUGAGUCAGAACGAUAAAGGAAAAGAAACUACAACAUUUAGAUGUAUGUUAUUGUCAUUUAUUCGCUAAUUUAUUCCAUUCAAAUUGAAUUGUAUUCAGCAGAAGGGAUAGAUUUUGUCCUAAGGAGCUCCAUCUGGGAAUGUUUUUAUGGUUGAAUAUAAUUUAUUGGACAAACACUACCCAACAUAUGUAUGUAAUCAGCAUUCAUGUGUUUUUAUUAUGUUUUAAAAAGACUGAAAUUCACCUAUUUAUUGUUUGGCCCUUGUUGCAGGAAGAUAAUCCACAAAAUUGUAUAAAUCCACUAAAUUUAGAGUUUUAAUUCCUUCUUUUAUGUGUAAAUGGGCUAAAGAGAGAGACAUAGCCUACUGUAUAUUUUACUCCAUGGGAUAAAUGUUUCCAGUGAGCUUAGUUCAUUUCACUUGGAAAGCUCUGCAGCUUCAUAUGGCGCUCUGCUCGGUAAGCCUCUUAGGAAUCACGACCACAGCAGAUGUAGGGAGAAUGCCAAUCAGGAGCUCCUGCUGAGCGGAGAAACCCGACGGCUGUGCCACUGCGCGCUUCAAAUCUCUGCCAGGGUUACACAUGAAACACACCUAAAUAUCGUUUGGUGCUUAAAGUUUGCGUUUAACAACCAAAACAGCAGCAGAAACACGAGAGCUGUCAAGAAGAUGGAGAGCGCGGCGAGGCGACUCUGAACCGUUAGUCUACACAACAACAACAACAAAAGCGUAAUUCUCAAGUCUUGGGCAGAGCCAUGCUUCCUCAGGAGGUCGGGAAGCAGAAGCCCUGCCGUGUGUCGGACCCGGUAUGCGGGACUGACUGUCCCCCGGUUCCGACACGGCGCUUGAAGAACCGGGAUUUCCCUCUGAGCGUGAAGCGCCGGCGGUCCGGCUCCGCACCUGAGCGUAAGGUGAACUGCGUCCUGGUUGGAGACGGAGCGGUGGGCAAGACCAGCCUCAUCGUCAGCUACACCACUAACGGAUACCCGACAGAAUAUGUUCCCACAGCGUUUGACAACUUUACAGUGAUGGUUGUGGUCGACGGAAAACCAGUGAGACUGCAGCUCUGUGACAUGGCUGGACAGGAUGAGCUGGAGCACAUCCGGCCGCUGUGCUACAAGAACGCCGAUGUCUUCCUCCUCUGCUACAGCGUGGUCCGUCCCUGCUCUUUCCGCAACCUGAUCCAUAGAUGGGUGCCUGAGAUCCGUCAACACUGUCCUGGCGCGCCCCUGAUCCUAGUUGGCACCCAGCUGGACCUGAGGGAGGAUGUCCAGGUACUGAUCCACCUGGCACAGAACCAGGAGCGACCAGUGGGCACAGAGGAAGGCCAACAACUCGCCCAGGAGCUCGGGGCAGUAAGCUUCGCAGAGUGCUCCGCGCUGACUCAGAAAAACCUGAAAGACACUUUUGAUUCAGCCAUCUUGGCCAGCAUCCAGCAGAUGGACAGUAGCAGCGUCCAGCAGCAGCAGAGGCUGACUCUGAGGAAGAAGACGCCCGAUAAGAUCAAGAGCCUCUCGGAAACCUGGUGGAAGAAGAUCAACUGUCUGAUGGGAGAGCAGAGCUGUGAAUUCAAGUGAAGUGAUUUCAAACCUGGGUCAGAUAAGGCUUGCAAAUAACUUGGUUUAUUUUAACUUGCUGACAGAAGGUGCCAGAUGGGUAAGGAUUAUCACCACGCAGGACAACGCAAGUUCCAGAAAGAGCUCAGAAAAGCGGGUUUAUGACUUAAAGGUUUCCAGUUAAAAUCCUCCGACUGAAAGGGAAUGUGUGGAUAGGAAAAUUGAAAAACACUCAUCCCUUGCUUUUAGAGGCACUCCACUGAUUUUACACAUCAGAUCAGUUUACCUGUCACAAAGUUUAUAUCCUUUGAAAACAGUUGUAAACUGUCUUCCGUGGCUCCGGUUGAAGCUUUUGUAACAUUUAGAGCUGCUCAUUUGCGGAAGACCUUUAAUUAAUAACAGAGAGUAGAGAUUGUAGAGUUUUAAAGCAUUUACAAGGCAGGGAAGGUCUAAUAGAAGAUGCUUUGUGGAAACUGUAAGAUCCAAAAAUUCAGAAUAUCUUGGCCUCUGCUGCUUCAUUGUUGCCUAUUAUUUUUAAUCUUUCUUCCACAAGCCCCCAACUUAACAGAAGUGCAAUACUAAAUUGCUGCAGUAAACUUUUAACAUGCAUCAGUCCCUUUGAACAAGCUUCUAAAGUAAACCGUCAAACGCUCAAUGACCUCCAACAGCAGAGUUUGGCGGUUGUUGGGCUGCUGAGUGCCGUUUUGUUACUGUGGCUGUUCUGGUCUGCAAUUUCUGAUGAGUCUGGUACAAAAAAAAAAGGUUUACUGAUUUGUUUGAGUAUAAAAAGUUACUGUGUGAACUAGUGCUUUAAAAGUGCAGAAUAUGUAUGAAAUUUCCACACCGUCAGCCGCUCCUGCAUGUAGUCCUGACUUGCACAUUAAAUGAACUUUGCACCAGUGAUCACCUAAAAGCUGCUGGGAUUAUUUUUCACACUUUCACAUUUUUAGAGCUGCGUUUUGCUUUGUCAGCCCCGUGAUUUGUUUUUUUCUUGUUGUUGUUUUUUUAAAUUAUACAACUGCUGGGAUG
This is a messenger RNA of Thunnus maccoyii (southern bluefin tuna), 2622 nucleotides long. Its product is annotated as rho-related GTP-binding protein RhoU-like. Gene Ontology annotation, molecular function: GTP binding; GTPase activity. Gene Ontology annotation, biological process: small GTPase-mediated signal transduction. The record is from RefSeq and is a predicted model, not a curated record. Bases 793 to 1614 code for a protein of 273 amino acids. The transcript is spliced from 3 exons. NCBI's taxonomy places the organism in Eukaryota, Metazoa, Chordata, Actinopteri, Scombriformes, Scombridae.